AGCUGAAAGAGGGCAAGAGAUGCUGCAGACCUUCCCCAUCAUCUUACUGCUAGUCCCACAGCAAGCAGGAUCUCCUCCAGAUGAGCCUCUGCAUCAGGACCUAGAUUUAUUCCACCUGGAACAGGUGUCUAAGUCAUAAUCAUCAUCAUCCCAGGCUCCUGUUUAAUUAAUGCGCAGGGAGAAGCACCUCCGGGGGUGAAUCAGAGUCUGGACGGGGUGAAUCACCCUCAGGAAUGACAAAUCUGUGCCCCGGCGAGGAGGGAGGAACCCAGACCUGGCGCUGGGUUCCUGCUGCCCCGAGCAAUCCCCGUAUUCCAGAGCCAGGCCAGCUCCCUGCAAGAAGGAGGGCGACAGCAACUUGCACGGACAGCGAGCAAACUGGGGAUCCACUCCCAGCACCUCCCCGUGGGAUGGAUCUCCCCUCGUGUCUUUUUCCAUGCGAAUCAGGUAGAAAAAGACAGAAAGGCAAAGUGUCAGAGGUGGGGAUCGAGGCCUGCCCCAGCGAGGCAGGCGGCCCCAAACCAGCAGCCGCGGGUUCGCUCGGGCGCUUAUGCAAGCUGGAAGGGCCGAGCAGGACGGCGGCGCCGGGGGAAACGUCUGUUCCCAUCUUCUGCCUUUUGUUUGCACGGAUUUCCACAGACUCUAAAUUAUUUGUUUCCAUUCCCGACAGCCUUCCGAGUGAGCUACAGCCCUGUCUGCACCAGGCAGGAAACAAGCGGCCCAGUGCCUGGGGAGGGGAAUGCACGCAGCUCUCCCAGGGCCAGCCCUGAGGUCGGCGAUGAUAAGAGCGAAGCCAAGCCCCGGCCUCACGCUGCUGAGGUCGAUGUUUUGCUGGAGACCUCGGAGGAGGCUCCCCAAGCACCUCGCCCAGCCUCCAGACCCACUCCACAGCAGGCCACGCAAACGGGGAAGGGCUCGGUAAGGGCCGGACGCGGCGCUCCCUGCUCAGCAGCGAGGGGACACCAACUUUGAGUCCCAGACAAUGAACUACGUGGGGCAGCUUGCUGAGACCGUCUUUGUCACCGUGAAGGAGCUGUACCGGGGGCUGAACCCUGCCACCCUGACGGGCUGCAUCGAUGUGAUCGUGGUGAGGCAGCCCGAUAACUCCUUCCAGUGCUCCCCUUUCCACGUGCGCUUCGGGAAGCUGGGUGUGCUGCGCUCCAAGGAGAAGGUGGUUGACAUUGAAAUCAAUGGGGAGCCUGUGGACCUGCACAUGAAGCUGGGUGACAAUGGCGAGGCCUUCUUUGUCCAGGAGUCUGAGGAGAAUGAGAGGAGCAUCCGAUCCUGCCUCUGCACGUCUCCCAUCCCCACGGAGGAGAGCCUGGAGAGCACCACUCAACCCUCUCAUGGCCAGGAGGCCCCGAGCACUGAGGUGGCCCUGCGCAGGAGGAGGCAGCGCAGGAGGAAGCCCAGGCGCAAGGAGGUGACGGGCCCUGCUCCGGGAGGCUGUGAGGAGCCCAGGGGCGAGGUGUCUGUCUCCUUCACUGAUCUCCCCAAAGAAGAAACUGGGUCGCUGCAGGCGCAGGAGGCCCACCCUUACUCUGAUGGGGAGCUGGCCUCCAUGGACAGCCCAGCCCCGAGCCAUCUGUCUUCUCCCAGAAGUGACUCUGAGCUGGAGAUCGGGCCGCAGGAGAGUUUUUCCCUAGGGGCUGAAUCCCACAUGCAGUGGGCCUGGGGACGGCUCCCUCGGGUGAAUAAAUCAGAAUGGGUCGAACCAGCCAAGUCCACAAAGACUGCAGCAACCACUGUGUGUGUGACACCAGUGCCAGUGGAUGAGAGAACCCAUUUUCUUGCUAUCUCUGAAGGUCUGGGAGGAGGUCUGUGCCCAGCAGGACCUCAGGAUCCAACUUGUUCCUCUGCAGUGCUGGCUGAUGAGCCAACACUCAUGCCCAAGGAAGGCAAUGGCCCCCCUGGACUGAUGGAUAACCCCAGUGCCAUGGGGGCAGAGAGCUCAUCAGGAGCCACCUCAACCCAACAAGAGGAACAGAAGGGAGGUGAGAGGGUUGUGCUGGGAGCUCAGCCAGAUGUGGAGUCCUCUGAGGGAGCUGCUGUCCUGAGCCAGGUGGGCUUGGAGAGCUGCGAGCCCCAGCAGAGACAAGGAUCCAUCAAAAGAAGCCCUCACCUGGGUCCCAGUGACAUUUACCUUGAAGACAUCUCUAACCUGGAUGAGGAGCAGGUGGCUCUCUAUUUGCCCAGGAGUGAGGUGGAGCAAACUUCAAAGCCUGUCACAGACCCCAGCAUCCCUUCCUGUGUCCCGCUGCCAUCAGAUGUACCUGCUGAAAGCCCCACGGGCUCUGGCUCCAAUGUGAUGCCUGCAAUUGCCCUGUCACUGUGUGGAGGCCUUGGGGGCAGCCGGCAGAUUUCUCGUGAGAAGUUCAUGGAGCACAUCAUCUCCUACCAGGAGUUUGCUGAGAAUCCAGGGAUCCUCGAUGACCCCAACCUGGUGAUCCUGAUCAACAAGAAGUAUUACAACUGGGCAGUGGCUGCUCCCAUGGUCCUGUCCCUGCAGGCUUUCCAGAGGAACAUUCCUGAGCACACCAUUGACCGACUGGUGAAGGAGAAGAUGCCCAAGAGAGGCAGCAGGUGGUGGUUCUCCUGGAGGAGGCGAGAGUUCCCAGCAGAGGAGCAGCAGUCAAGGCCAGGAAAGGCUAACAUGGGGACACUGCAGCCUGAGUCUGCUCAGCAGAGGCAGGAGGAGGAGGGGUCCUCCAGUGAUGAGGAGCCCCUGCACCCAGGGGAUGCAUCAACAACAGACACCUCUGCACAGAAAUUUCUGCCAACCUACAAGAAAUCCCUGAGGCUGUCAUCAGAACAAAUCGGGAGGCUGAACCUGCAGGAUGGCCCCAACGAGGUGGCAUUCAGUGUGACAACUCAGUACCAGGGCACGUGCCGCUGUGAGGCCACUAUCUACCUGUGGAACUGGGACGACAAGGUGGUGAUCUCUGACAUCGAUGGCACCAUCACCAAGUCAGAUGCUCUUGGCCACAUCCUACCGCAUCUGGGGAAAGACUGGACUCAUCAGGGGAUAGCCAAGCUCUUCCACAAAAUCCACCUGAAUGGCUACAAGUUCCUCUACUGCUCAGCCAGGGCCAUCGGCAUGGCACACGUCACCAAAGGCUACCUCAAAUGGGUCAACGAGCAAGGCUGUGCCCUCCCCAAGGGCCCCAUCCUGCUUGCCCCCAGCAGCCUCUUCUCUGCUUUCCACAGGGAGGUGAUUGAGAAGAAGCCGGAGGUGUUCAAGAUAGCCUGCCUGACAGACAUCCAAAACCUGUUUGCCACGAAGCUGCCCUUCUACGCGGCUUUUGGGAACAGAGCCACUGAUGUGUACGCGUACAGGCACGUGGGCCUGCCUGAGAGCCGCAUAUUUAUGGUCAACCCGAAGGGAGAGCUGGUCCAGGGGCUCGUGCAGAACCACAAGUCAACGUACGAGCGGCUGUCGGAGGUGGUGGAGCUGAUCUUCCCUCCACUGGGUCAGAGGGGGAGCAUCGCUCUGGCGUGCCCUGAGUACAGCCACUUCGCCUACUGGAGGCCUCCCCUGCCUGCUGUGGACUUGGAGGCCUUCUCCUGACCCUCUCACCUGUGAGUCCCGGACCAGGACUGGAUGUUACAGACAUCUCCUUGGUUGCUGCAAAGGACUCUUGUUACUCCUAAUAGGAGUCCAAAACCUGCUACUAUCAGGUUGUGGUGUGCACUAGGAGCACCCCUUCUCAGGGUGCAGAAAGGAUGGGACAAAGGGCACUUUGACCACCAGAAACUCCAUUUACUGAACUGGACUUCCUACAGAGCCUGUCUUAAUGCUCGUUAUCUCUAAAACCUGUCUCUUAAAGGUGGAACUGGGUCACUUAUUGAUGAGCCUCUGGCACAACUACUGCUACCUGCAGCUUGGUAGCCCGUGGAGUGAAGCUGUUGCGUGGCUUAACUUGUAAAGGUGGAUGGAAGCUGGCAUGUUUGAGUGCUUUUUCACUAAUAGCAAUAACUAAUAAAUUAUUUCCAUAAACUCCAGGCU
This is a messenger RNA of Anas platyrhynchos (mallard), 4006 nucleotides long. Lineage: Eukaryota; Metazoa; Chordata; Aves; Anseriformes; Anatidae. The record is from RefSeq and is a predicted model, not a curated record.